AUGCAUUCCUCCGAUAGCAUCGACGAAAAGAAACUUUGGCAUGAGGCGGAAGGUCUCCGUCGCAUCGCCUUCUUCGGCAUUUGUAUCAGCACCGUCGCCACUCUGACGGCCAUCGUUGCUAUUCCGGCUCUGUACAACUACAUGCAGCAUGUCCAGUCUUCCCUGCAAACCGAAGUUGACUUCUGCAAACACCGAACGAAUGGUCUCUUCAACCAGUACGAGCGUAUGCAGAGAAUCAAGGGAGUUCGAGGAGGAAUCGUGAAGCGUCAAGCCGGCUACGAUGCACCAAGCGAAUACCCAUCUGAUGCUGGACAGUCCGGUGGUUGCUGCAGCUGCAAAUCAGGACUUGCCGGACCACCUGGCCCCCCUGGACAAGAUGGUCCCGAUGGAAAGGACGGUCAACCAGGAUCCAAUGGUCAACCUGGCACUGAUGCCGAACCUGAUGCAGUACCUACCGCUGAUGACUUCUGCUUUGACUGCCCUGCUGGUCCUCCAGGACCACCAGGAAACCCAGGACCCAAGGGACCUAACGGAAACCCUGGAGCUGAUGGACAACCUGGACCCGAUGGUCAACCUGGACAGCCCGGACCCCCAGGACCUCCAGGACCCCCUGGAUCUGAUGGACAGCCCGGACAGCCUGGUCAACCUGGAGCACCUGGAGUUGUUGAGGAGGUAUCAGUACCCGAUGGACCACCAGGACCCCCAGGACCCCCUGGACCACCUGGACCCGAUGGACAGCCUGGAGCACCUGGACAGCCCGGACAAGCUGGACCUCAAGGACCACCCGGAGACCCAGGACGCGAUGGAGCCCCAGGAAACCCAGGAGCACCUGGAGAACAAGGACCUUCUGGAAACACCGGAGCUGGAGGUGGUUGCGAUCACUGUCCUCCUCCCAGAACUGCUCCUGGAUAUUAA
Messenger RNA from Cooperia oncophora, 915 nucleotides. The record is from the annotation of a GenBank genome assembly. Lineage: Eukaryota; Metazoa; Nematoda; Chromadorea; Rhabditida; Trichostrongylidae.